AUGGUUCGUAUGAGGAAAAAGAUCAACAGCCAUGGAUUUUACCGGCUUAAAUGGCUCGGAAUUAGGCAUGGACUUUGCCCUGCGUCUAGCCAGACCAGCCGAACUUACGUUUUUCCAUCCCCUGUUCUUGUUAUUCCCUUUCUCGGUCGUAAGGGGAGACGGUGUGCAGAGCUCGAUAGCAUUUGCCACCAGACUCUCGGGAUUACAGGAAAUGCCACUUACAGUUGGAUGAAGUCCAACGCGUGGAGGAUCAACUAUAGCAACGAUAUUUGUAAAUUGCCAAAUCGGGACAAGUUCACAUCCAAACCGCUCAAAUUACCAAUAAUUGAGAAAGAGGCGCUGAAAAGCAUUACCAUACCAACACGGUCGGCUAAAGUCAGGCCAAUUGUCCCAGUCCCACAGCAAACAUCGAAAAGUAAAGUGUUGGGGCCCAACCCAGCCCAGUCACCAGCAAGCGAAUAUAACUUCUCAGCAGCAAGAACUUUGUACUUUUCUUCCUUCAGGUCCAUAGUUUUUGCUAGUAGUUGCCCCAUUAAGAAUGCUGAGUUCUAA
Messenger RNA from Striga asiatica, 552 nucleotides. The record is from the annotation of a GenBank genome assembly. Lineage: Eukaryota; Viridiplantae; Streptophyta; Magnoliopsida; Lamiales; Orobanchaceae.